GGGGGUUCCUGCCCCAGAAAGCAGGGCUAAAACAAUAAAUCGAAGCUAGUGGGGAUAUAGGAGUCUUCACAAUAAACGCCUGGCUGUAUAGUCGCGGUUUAAAGUUCCAUAUUGUUAGUCGAAUUAUUGCUAUAAAUCAUUCAGUCUAUAUAGAUUGGUCAUUCACAAGCACUUAAUAUUGUUUACCAAAGAAAUGGUGAUGGAGAAGCCAAGUCCCCUGCUUGUAGGGCGGGAGUUUGUGAGGCAGUAUUACACACUGUUGAACAAGGCACCAGAUUUCCUGCACAGGUUCUACGGGAGGAAUUCUUCUUAUGUUCACGGGGGCCUUGAUGCCAGCGGAAAGCUGGCGGAAGCAGUGUACGGGCAAGCGGAAAUCCACAAGAAGGUCAUGUCCCUGCAGUUCAAUGAGUGCCACACAAAGAUCCGGCAAGUGGAUGCCCACGCCACACUCAGUGACGGUGUGGUGGUGCAGGUCCUCGGAGAGCUGUCCAACAACGGCCAGCCCAUGAGGAAGUUCAUGCAGACAUUUGUGCUGGCUCCGGAUGGUUCUGUGGCCAACAAGUUCUAUGUACACAAUGACAUCUUCCGCUAUGAAGACGAGGUUUUUUGUGACUCAGAAGCUGAACUGGAUGAAGAAUCAGAGGAAGAAGUUGAAGAGGAGGCAGAAGAAAGGCAGGCAUCUCCCGAGCCUCUGCAGGAGAGCCCCAACAGCACCACUUACUAUGAGCCACACCCCGUCACUAACGGAGUGGAGGAGCCCAUGGAGGAGCCUGCCCCGGAACCAGAAAUAGAACCCGAGCCUGAGCCCAAAGUUGAGGAAAUAAAGUCUGAAGUUGAUGAGAAAGUUUUGGAAGAAAUGGAGGCAAAAGCUCCUUCUCCUGUCCCGGUGGAGUCUGCCGCUAAUUCCCAGGAGACACCUAAGACCUUCUCUUGGGCCUCAGUGACCAGUAAAAACCUUCCUCCUUCAGGCACCUCCUCUGGUAUCUCACCCCAUGUUGUGAAAGCACCAAGCUCGCAGCCCCGAGUCGAAGCCAAGCCAGAGACGCAGGCAGCGCCACUGAGACUCCGAGACCAGCGUGCACGAGACAGACCGGCCUUCCCCCCACGUGGACCCAGAUCAGAUGGCAUGCCGUCUUCUGAGGCACAAACAGGGAAACCACACUUAAGUUUUGUCAACAAAGGCGGUCGGGGCGAUCUUGAUGCUGGCGAAAUGGACACCAGGCGAACUAUACGCUACCCAGACAGCCACCAGGUUUUUGUCGGAAACCUCCCGCAUGACAUCGACGAAAGCGAGCUCAGAGACUUCUUCACGACCUAUGGAAAUGUUGUUGAACUGCGGAUCAACACCAAAGCUGUCGGCGGGAAGCUUCCUAACUUUGGAUUUGUGGUCUUUGACGACUCCGAUCCUGUGCAGAGAAUCCUUGGGGCCAAGGUAGAAGGGCCUAUCAUGUUCCGUGGAGAAGUGCGUCUGAACGUGGAGGAAAAGAAGACCAGAGCGGCGCGUGAGCGUGAGACCCGCGGAGACGAUCGCCGGGACAUAAGGCGCAACGACCGGGGUCCAGGAGGCCCACGAGGCAUCAUGGGAAGCGGCAUGAUGCGAGAACGCGACGGAAGAGGACCGCCACCCCGAGGCAGCAUGGCUCCCAAACCGGGCAUGGGCUCCGGAAGAGGCUCCGGCGGCCCGGGCGAAGGUCGCUUUGCUGCUCAGCGUCGCUGAGAAGUGGCGCCACCUGCAGUGUGGAAGUAGUAACGUGCUCUUCAUCUUCAACCGUUCACAAAAUCUACAUGUAUAAACGUAUAUAUUUGGGUUUUUUUUGUUUCAAUUUUUGGUUCUUUUUUUUUUUUUUUUGGCUUUCGGAGUGUGACACAGCCCGUCGAGCAUUUGUGAAAUAGACAAAACUACUACGAAAAAUGUCGCUUAUUAGUUGUGAGCCGAGGAUCCAUUUUUUUGGUAUCUCAAGAAAUCACACACUUUCAUUUGUAAAUUUGUGGAAACCCCACCAGGAGGAAUCUACAUUUUUUUUGGGAGGGACUGAAAGACUACCACAAAACAGCCCAGCAUUUGGAACAGAGAUUAUAUGUAUAUCUAUAUAUAUCUACACACAUAUAUGUAUAUCGAAAUAUGGAAAUUAGGAGGCUGCUUCACUAAAUUCCUCUAUUGCACAUUUUCUAUGGUAGUUUUCUGCCCAUUACCGUUGGAAAACAGCAAGAUGCAAACGUUCCAAAGGGGAAAGGCAUGCCUUUUUAUUUUAUUUCCUUUCCCUUUUUUUUUUUUUUCUUCCCCAAGAGACCACUGCUUCAAAAAAAUAUUGCGUAAACGCACUCACCAAUAUGCACUCAUGGGUACUUAUUUUCUUGUUUUGGUUCUUUGCCGUGUUUCAUUGACAAGCUGGAGAGACGACGUAACGGGGCAGGCCUCGCUCGCAGCUGCGAAGUACUGCUGUGUACUUUGACUUUUUUUCACCGAAAACUUCAAAUAUUACUGCUGGAUGGACAAGAUGACUCUACAUGCCUCCUUGAUAAACAUAAUCUUGGAUUUUUUCCACCAAAUAAAUGACUGUGUGUGUGUGUGUUUGUGUGUGUGGUGAAGUUUUGGAGAUGAGGGGUAAUGAAGAUGGCGGCUCGCUCUGGUUUCUUUUGAUUCACAGUAUUCUCCCUACUCCACUUGUUUGUGUCUUCACAGUGUGAAAGUGACAGAAUAAAUGUACGGCAAAGUUUACUGUAUUGGUUUCCUUUUGACUCGAUUGAAAUGGAAAAAAAAAGGUGCCUUCUAUUUUCUCUUUACUACAGCAACAUUCAUUUUGGGUAAAACAAAAGUUGCAGUAUUCACAAGGAUUUUAAGAUUCUGGUGCGUUGUUUCUCCCUUUUUAAUUUUGCUGCCUAAGAUGUGACUUUUUUUUUUUUUUUUUACAUUGGUUUGCUAUUCUAUGGCCCCAAAAAGGUACAUUUAAAACUGUGACGGCUCCAUAAUCCAAUACCAAACCAUAUUUUUAAAAUACUUUGUCCUCCAAAUACAAUUUUGUAAUGUGAGUGUGAGUGGGCUGGCUGUGUUUGCAGCCGACAGACUUCGCAAAUACUAUGUGAACACUUUUCUAGCUGUUGGUGCAUUUGUAUUUUUCAUAAUGCUGGUUAUUCAUUGUGUUUUUUUUUUAUUUUCAGCUGGAAAGGGCAACAUUUUAUUUUAAUCUUGCACUGAAAAGAGGAAAGUGAUGUAGCAACUUUUGUUUUCUGGAUAAAUGCGCUAAUGAGGUCUUCCUUAGCUGGUGGUAUGUUGCACUAUUUUCCAAACAUUUCUGGGACAAUCUCUUGUCGGUUCGAGCACAGCCUCUCCUCUCCAAAUUAUACUGAAAUAAUCUGCAUAUUUUCCACACUUGAGAGCUAGUUUUGAUAAAUGCUUUUUCCCUUUUAUGAUCUAUGUGACAACUCUGUCAUGUGUUUUAGAAGUGGACAUUGUUUUUGAUCCUCCAAGAAAGAAAAAAAAAAGCUGUAAAUUAUUUGUGUUAUUUUCUUCCUCUCUGCUUGAGAUCGCAGUUGGCUGGUGAAUCAUUCCAGUCCUUUUUGAACGGAAAUAGAAGUCGACUCUGUUGGCUGCCAUCUUUCAUUGUUGCUCUAUAGUACACAAAAAAAGCAAAUUUGCAGGUGGACAAUGUUUCUUCUGUGUUUUUCCUUUUUCCAUUUUGAAUGUGUCAGACUUAACAAUAAACUACUGAUAUCAGCGCCACUCA
Doryrhamphus excisus (bluestripe pipefish) is the source of this 3725-nucleotide messenger RNA. The record is from RefSeq and is a predicted model, not a curated record. NCBI's taxonomy places the organism in Eukaryota, Metazoa, Chordata, Actinopteri, Syngnathiformes, Syngnathidae.